Molecule: messenger RNA, 1350 nt
Organism: Kogia breviceps (pygmy sperm whale)
Lineage: Eukaryota; Metazoa; Chordata; Mammalia; Artiodactyla; Physeteridae
Gene: SLC17A4
Product: solute carrier family 17 member 4
Biological process (GO): monoatomic anion transport; transmembrane transport
Cellular component (GO): plasma membrane
Molecular function (GO): transmembrane transporter activity
Source: RefSeq, a predicted model, not a curated record
AUGGUCGAUGCAAGGGCUGGCAAACAACAUGGCAGCUACAAGUCAGGCAUCAUCCUGCCUGACUCUGCACAACCAUCGCCCACGGCGGGCGUUCAGUCCGAUAUUAAAGGAAACCAAGGGCCACCACCACAGAGGCAAGUGCCAGCUGCUAUGUAUGACUGGAGUCCUGAAAUCCAGGGAAUCAUCCUUAGCUCACUCAACUAUGGCUCAUUCUUGGCUCCAAUCCCCAGUGGCUAUCUGGCUGAAAUAUUUGGAACCAAGUACUUGGCUGGUGCUGGCAUGUUUAUUACCUCAGUCCUGACCAUCUUCACUCCACUAGCAGCUGAUACUGGAGUGACUUUCCUCAUUGUCCUACAGAUCAUCCAAGGCAUUGUCCAGGUUAUGUUAUUAACAAGUCAGUAUUCAAUCUGGGCCAGAUGGGUUCCACCAACGGAAAGGAGUGAGCUCAUCACCAUUGCUGUAUCAGGGUCAGUGCUGGGCUUCUUCAUCAUCCUCCUGGUUGGUGGUCACCUCUGCCAGACCAUAGGAUGGCCUUAUGUCUUCUAUAUCUUUGGUGGUAUUGGCUGCAUCUGUUCUUUUCUCUGGUUUGCUCUCAUUUAUGAUGACCCCGUGAAUCAUCCGUUUAUCAGCACUAGUGAGAAGGAAUACAUCAUCUGUUCACUGGCUCAAGAGGAUUCUCCACCAGGCUGAUCUCUUCCCAUUAAGGCUAUGAUCAAAUCCCCACUUUGGAGCAUUCUCGUCUUUUAUUUCAGUGACUACUGGCAUUAUUUUGUUAUCAGGUCAUACCUACCAACAUACAUCGGCUCUGUACUUCAAGCUAACAUCAGAGAUAGUGGGAUGCUGUCAGCCCUGCCAUUUGUUUCUGCCUGUAUCUGCAUUGUCCCUGGAGAUCUACUGGCAGAUUUUCUUCUCUCCAGAAAAAUCCUCAGACUCAAUACCAUCAGGAAACUCUUCACUGCCAUAGGGGUUCUCCUCCCUUCUGCUUUCUUCGUGUCCCUUUUCUGGGUCAGAUCCAGCUUCAGUGUCACUGUGGCCUUCUUGAUACUGUCUUUUGCCACCAAAAACCUCAGCCAAUCAGGAGCCCUUGUCAACUUCAUGGAUAUUGCUCCUCGGUACAGUGCCUUACUCAGGGGACUAUCACAAAUCUUUUCUUACAUAGCAGAAGCCAUCUCUCCCACAGUUGCCAGAUUUUUCAUCAGUCAGGACUCAGAGUUCGGUUGGAGGAAUGUCUUCUUGCUUUCAGCUGCUGUGAACAUAGCAGGCCUGUUUUUCUACCUCAUCUUCGGCCAAGCAGAGGUGCAGGACUGGGCUAAAGGUAGAUGUGCACCCGCUUCUGAGCAAACCGAGUGA